Messenger RNA from Asparagus officinalis (garden asparagus), 2618 nucleotides. RefSeq names its product pentatricopeptide repeat-containing protein At4g21065-like. NCBI's taxonomy places the organism in Eukaryota, Viridiplantae, Streptophyta, Magnoliopsida, Asparagales, Asparagaceae. Bases 152 to 2371 code for a protein of 739 amino acids. Gene Ontology annotation, molecular function: zinc ion binding; protein binding; RNA binding. The transcript has a single exon. Gene Ontology annotation, biological process: RNA modification. The record is from RefSeq and is a predicted model, not a curated record.
AGUGGGUGUAUAGGUUAUAAAAGCCAUGCUAUGAGGCGGCCGUACAAAUCCUCCCGCCAAACCCAACAGAACUCCAUUUGUUUCAAAACCCAACCCCCAAAACUAAAACCUGAAAAGAAAAAGAAACCAACGAUCUAUGUCCCCCUUUUGAAUGCUCCUCAUAAACUCCAAACAUCAAUGGCCAACUCCUCGCUCCCUUCGACAAUCUCUCCAACUCCUCGCCCAAAUCCUCACCACCGGCUCCCUCCACUCGCCUCCCUCAUCAACCCACCUCCUCAAAUCCCUCUCCGACCCCGAAGCCGGGUCCCUCUCCCUCUCCCUAACCCUCUUCUCCCAAAUCCCAUCCCCAUCAACCUUCCACUAUAACACCCUAAUUCUAGCCUUCUCUCGAUCCCACCGCCCUCUCGAUUCCAUCCUCUCCUUUCGCCAAAUGCAUCGCGAGUCGGUCCCCUUCGAUCCCUACACCUUUCGGUUCUUGUUCAAGUCCUGUGGCCGAUUGGGUUCGAUUCUCGAAGGCCGGUUAGCUCAUUGUCUGUUUGUGAAGUUGUUUUCGGAUUUGGGCUCUUGGGUUUUGAACGCUCUGAUACAAAUGUACAUUGAGUUCGGGCUUUUGGGUGACGCUAGAAGGGUGUUUGUUGGAAUUGAGGUGAAGGAUGUGGUUUCUUGGACAACUAUGAUGGGGGGAUUGGUGAAAUGCGGUAUGCUGGAGGAGGCCAAGAAGCUGUUUGAUGAAAUGCCAGAGAGAAAUGUGGUUUCCUGGACUAGUAUGAUUGGUGGUUUUUCGAAGGCCCGCCGAGCUUCUGAGUCCAUCGAGCUUUUCAAGAGGAUGUUGGCUGACGGCAUCGUGCCGGAUUCUGCAGCAAUGGUUUCGGCGCUCUCUGCCUGUACCCAGUUGCGGGACUUGGAAUAUGGCAAGUGGGUUCAUCGGUUAAUUGAUCAAGAGAGGAUUUUGGUGAAUGAUAACCUUGCAGCUGCUUUGGUCGAUAUGUAUGCAAAGUGUGGGGACAUUGAAGGGGCUCACCAGUAUUUCCAUUUGAUGGGUAGAAAGAUAUUGCCUGCGUGGAAUGCUUUAAUCGAUGGAUAUUGCAAGAUUGGAAAUAUCGAUGCAGCUAGGUCUCUCUUUAAUCAAAUGGGGAAUCGUGAUAUUAUCAGUUACAACUCGAUGAUGACUGGUUACAUACAUAGUAGUCGGCUAAAUGAGGCGUUACUCCUAUUCACAGAGCUAAGAGCUUCGCAUCUUUGCCCUGAUAAAUUCACUAUCGUGGGCUUGCUCACAGCUUGCGCGAGCUCAGGCUCACUAAUCCUAGGCAGAGCAAUGCAUGCUUACGUAGAAUCAUGCUCGAUUGAGCCUGACAUCUUCAUUGGCACUGCUUUAGUUGACAUGUACUCAAAAUGUGGGAAGAUGGAUCAGGCUAAGCUCGUCUUUGAUAGAAUGAGUCGAAGAGAUGUGCUCACUUGGACGGCAAUAAUCACUGGCUUCGCAAUGAAUGGAAUGGGAAAGAUCGCACUGGAACACUUCAAUAAAAUGAUUGAAGAAGGAAUACGACCCAAUGCAGUUGCCUAUAUUGGUGUCUUGAAUGCUUGCAGCCACUCUGGCUUAAUAGAAGAAGGGCGGAAAUAUUUUAAGGAGAUGAGAGAUUCUCACAAUAUAGACCCUGAAAUCGAGCAUUACGGGUGCAUGGUUGACCUUUUCGGGCGCUGCGGACAACUAGACGAGGCUGAACAGAUUAUAAAGGAAAUGCCGAUGAAGCCAAAUGCAGUCAUAUGGGGUUCUUUGCUAAAUUCUUGCAGGGUUCACAAGAAUACAGACUUAGCUAAGGCAGUAGCCAAGCGAGUUCUCCAGUUGGAACCUGAUCUUGAUGCCGGAUAUGUACAAUUAUACAACAUAUAUAUGGACUCUGGUAGGAAAAUUGAUGCAUCCAGAAUACGAAGAUUAAUGGAAGAGAGGGGAAUUCGAAAGAUCGCAGGGUUCAGUUCUAUUGCAGUAGGGGGCAAAGUCUAUAAAUUCAUUGCGGGAAAUCGAACACAUCCAGAGAGUGCAGAAAUCGAGGAGAUGAUGCGAGAAAUUACUAGGAGACUGAAGGAAGCAGGUUAUUCCCCGAUGAUUUCAAGAGUGUCGGUGGAGAUGGAUGAGGAGGAGAAGGAGCAGGCUUUGUUCGGUCAUAGCGAGAGGAUGGCCAUUGCUUUCGGCAUCAUGAGAUUGGGGGCUAAUGUGCCGAUUCACAUUGUGAAGAACCUGAGGGUUUGUGAGGAUUGCCAUGAUGUUAUUAAGAUGAUUGCAAAGAUUUGGAGACGGGAUAUUGUGGUUAGGGACCGAAGCAGGUUCCACCACUUUCGACAUGGCGAGUGUUCUUGCAACGAUUUCUGGUGAGCGGCACAGUUUUGAAUCACAGUAGUUACAUUUGUAUCUUAGCUUAUAAAAUUUAGCCCCCGCUGUUUAUUAUGAGUGUUGCUGAUUUUUCCAAUUGAUCAUGAAGCUACUUCGUGUACUAUUUGGUAGGGUUUUUUUUUUCUCCAUGUAAAAUGCGGUACGUCAUCUUGAUAAUAACUGUAGGUUGAACUCUAUCAUGUACUUCUCAUCUGUUUCAACACUGCAAAGCUCCGUAAACUUAUGUACA